Aegilops tauschii subsp. strangulata is the source of this 1188-nucleotide messenger RNA. RefSeq names its product rac-like GTP-binding protein 4. NCBI's taxonomy places the organism in Eukaryota, Viridiplantae, Streptophyta, Magnoliopsida, Poales, Poaceae. Gene Ontology annotation, molecular function: GTPase activity; GTP binding. The record is from RefSeq and is a predicted model, not a curated record. Gene Ontology annotation, biological process: small GTPase-mediated signal transduction.
AGGAUGUGACGGUGACCUGCUCCCUUCGCCUCUCCCUCUCUUCAGCUUCCCUUUGCCAAGAAGCCACCACGGCACCAGACGCACAACCGAAGAACGAGCGAACCAACCAACCCCUCGCUCACUGAAACUUCUCAAGCCCCCCGUUCCUCCGCUCGCUCUGCCACUGCUACUGCUAGCUAGGCCGCUGCCGCUUCAGUCGGCUUCCCUUCCUUGUCGUCGAGUUAGCCGGCCGGCAUGGCGUCCAGCGCCUCCCGGUUCAUCAAGUGCGUGACGGUCGGCGACGGCGCCGUCGGCAAGACCUGCAUGCUCAUCUGCUACACCAGCAACAAGUUCCCCACCGACUAUGUACCCACCGUGUUCGACAAUUUCAGCGCCAACGUGGUGGUGGACGGCACCACCGUGAACCUGGGCCUCUGGGACACUGCAGGGCAGGAGGAUUACAACAGACUGAGACCGCUGAGCUACCGGGGAGCCGACGUCUUCGUGCUCGCCUUCUCGCUCGUCAGCCGCGCCAGCUACGAGAACAUCAUGAAGAAGUGGCUACCGGAGCUUCAGCACCAUGCGCCCAGCGUGCCGAUAGUGUUGGUUGGUACAAAAUAUGAUCUCCGUGAAGACAAACAAUACUUGCUUGACCAUCCUGGCGUUGUGCCUGUUACUGCAGCUCAGGGGGAGGAACUCCGCAAGCACAUUGGCGCAACCUGCUACGUCGAAUGCAGCUCAAAGACACAGCAGAAUGUCAAAGCUGUGUUUGAUGCUGCCAUCAAAGUAGUGAUCAAGCCUCCAACAAAGCAGAGGGAAAGGAAGAAGAAGAAAGCACGGCAAGGAUGUGCAUCAUUGGGUGUCCUGUCUAGAAGGAAACUGGCAUGCUUCAAGUGAUCAAAGGCCUUCCAUGGUGAUCAGGGAAUUAUUUGAGCAAGGCGGAAGCGGCAGCUUGUGUACUCCCUCUGUAAACUUGUUAAGACGUUUUAGGUCACUAAAGUAGUGUCGUAAAACGCCUUACAAAAGUUUACAGAGGUAGUAGUUUUUUAUCUCAUGUUUUGCACUUUGCAGUGUGUGUAUAUCUCAUGUUUUGUAAUCGGCCAAUCAACUAGUAGAGCUAGAUUACUAUGGUCCAUUGGUGCUUGUAACAAAUUAGGGAAUGUUUUGGUACAGCUUGAGCAAUGCCGGGAUCUUCUUUUCGCUCCAAAA